AUGUGAUCCUUACUAAUAUCAAUACACAAAAAUGUUUCGUUCAUCUUUGUUUCCUAGAGUUCUCCUAUGUAAUUUUAGAAUUAACUUUUUCUUCUCAAUUUUAUGGAACUAUGUUUCACAUUAUAUGAAAUGUUGCAUCAUCACUCUUGCUAGUUAUUAUUACUCUAAUGCUGAACCUGUGAAGGAGGGUUUGAAUAACAAUAUUCAAAGUGGCGUGAAACUGUGCAAAGAAGAAAUCAUUGAUGUGAUGGAAAAGCUGGGAUUAAGAGAGGAAAUUGAUGGGGUUGGUAUAGCGGAAUUUGGUGAUGAGCAAGAGAUUAGUAAUAUGUUUGAAAAUGGGGUUAGUUUGGAAGAGGUGGAGGAAGCUUUCAAUGUGUUUGAUGAAAACAAAGAUGGGUUCAUUGAGGCUGUUGAGUUGCAAAGGGUUUUGGGUUGUUUGGGAUUUGAGAGAGACUUUGUGGAAUGUCAGAAAAUGAUUAAUGCUGUUGAUGAAAAUGGAGAUGAAUUAAUUGAUCACUAUGAGUUUGUGAAGUUGAUGGAACAGAGUUUUAGUUGAAUACUUUAUUUUUUGGGCACUUGUUCAUGUCUAUUGUUAUAUGUAUGUAUAUAGUGG
This is a messenger RNA of Vicia villosa (hairy vetch), 613 nucleotides long. Its product is annotated as probable calcium-binding protein CML46. Lineage: Eukaryota; Viridiplantae; Streptophyta; Magnoliopsida; Fabales; Fabaceae. Gene Ontology annotation, molecular function: calcium ion binding. The transcript has a single exon. The record is from RefSeq and is a predicted model, not a curated record. Bases 32 to 556 code for a protein of 174 amino acids.